Messenger RNA from Botrytis cinerea B05.10, 3348 nucleotides. RefSeq lists its product as hypothetical. NCBI's taxonomy places the organism in Eukaryota, Fungi, Ascomycota, Leotiomycetes, Helotiales, Sclerotiniaceae. The coding region runs from base 460 to 3084 and encodes 874 amino acids. The record is from RefSeq and is a predicted model, not a curated record. The transcript is spliced from 5 exons. Gene Ontology annotation, molecular function: protein binding.
GAAUAUUGCUAUCGAAACCCCUGUGGACUCAUCAAUUUCAUAUCACAUUUAUAGGGUAUAUUUGCAGGGGCCGUCUAAUUGAUUAGUUGCUAAGAAGCCUGGAAGUUCUCACGCGUUAGGUAUGAUGUAAGGAUCUGAAUAAGGUCGAGGAAGUUGGAUGAUUAUAGUAUGCAGGUGUUGUAUAGUAAGUAAGGUAUUAGUCUGUUUGGAUAUUUAGAGAAAUAAUAUUUGGUAUGCAUCCAUUUCCCUAACUCAACUUCUCGAUGAGACGAAGGCUUUUUACGAUAUAUAUCAAUUGUGCUUUGCAUGUUUUAUGAUUUGAUUGAGAUUGAUCGACCAUUUCUUGUUAAUACCUUUUGGGCCUCAAAGACGUAAACAAAUCGCAAUUUUGAGCACAGUCCUACGAUUCUACGGAACUUAAGAUCUCUAGAGAUCUGGUGACUGAGGGAACAAACGAAUAUGGGUGGUUUUACAAUUGAUCGGUCGAAGACGAUACAUGUACCUUUUCGCGGUCCUGCUACCCACACAAAUGUGGCAGAUCGAUUGCGCGAAUGCGACAAGGCGGGGGGGUUCACUGGAAAGAAGAUCAGGGCGGCCAGAAAGUCAAGAUUUAGAGAAGAGGGGUUGGAUGAUGAGGUGAUUGAAAGGGUGGACGUUGGGAGUCUGGGAGGGGAAUUCGCAAUUGCAGGAACCGAUUUGAGAACAAGAAGUACAUGGAAUGGAAUAUCGACAAACAUACCGACUUCGCCAGUUUCAGGAGAAAAGAGAGAAAGGACGGAAAACCAUGAUGAGCCGAGAGCGGCAAAGGUUGGGAAGACUGGCAGACCUGCAAUUGCGACUUCGAAUACACCUCCUGCACCAUUCUCUACGAUGCCGAGAGUUGCACUACUCGCAUUUCUGAUUGCAGUGGUUGUGCCUGCAUUUGGAUACACUGGAAGGCAGAACAGUAACAGAAAUUUUAUGAAGGGAAAUGGUGCGGAUGCGGGCAUUAUAAGGGACUCGGAAUUUGUGGAUAAUGGGAGCAUGAUCGAGGGGAGGGCUGACAGUCCCACUUCCAUUUGUACAAGAUGGAGUCAUAUGACUGCGAAUGUCAAUGGAACGCUAUACAUAUAUGGAGGAGAAGCAACCACAAAGAGUGGGCAAACUACGGAUACUUGGAACAACGACUUCCUAACAUUAGAUCUUACCAAAUCAUGGCAAAUUUCAUCCCCAGUUCUAUCCGGUCUACCACAACCAUCAGGCCCACCUGCAGUAGCAAUGGGCUCUCUCUGGCAUACAUAUGAUUCGUUAUUUCUAUAUGGAGGGGAGUUCUCAGAUAGUCCACCAACUUCUCCUGCCGCAGUAGCAACAUGGAAAUACGAUAUUUCGUCGGCAACCUGGACGGAGUUUUCAAAUCCACAAACAUCGGCGGGGAAUGGCUCAGAUACUGCACCGGCGGAUGUUCAGCGUGCGGCGGAGGGUGCGGGGCUGAGUGUCCCAGAAUUGGGCAGAAGUUGGUAUUUUGGGGGACAUUUGGAUUUGUAUACAACUCCCGGGUGGUCAAAUCAAAUUGCUAGAAUAUAUUUGAGGAGUCUUCUAGAAUUCACUCAUCCUGGAUAUACAAAUACUGGAGUGACUUCAUUGGGAACUACGAGUGGAGCUGGUUCCGGUGGUGUAUACAGGAACAUUACACAAGGCGGCUUGCAAGACGAGGCUGGCUUUACAGAGAGAGCUGAUGGUGUUUUGGUAUAUGUUCCUGGCUGGGGAGUAGAUGGAAUGCUGCUUGGAUUGGCAGGUGGUACUAAUGCGACAUUUACAGAGAUGAAUAUUAUCGACGUAUAUGAUAUCGCAAAUAGUACUUGGUACAAGCAGGCUACCUCGGGAGCAACUCCUCCCAUUCGUGUUGACCCUUGUGCUGUCGUUGCCGCUGCGCCUGACGGUAGCAGUUUCAAUGUUUAUUUAUAUGGAGGACAAAAUCUCAUUCCAUAUGGUAACCAAACCCAAUAUUCUGAUAUGUGGAUUCUCACCAUUCCAUCCUUUACUUGGAUCCAAGUCGAUAUGACAGACCAGUCUCAAUCGUUACCCCCAGCUCGAGCAGGUCAUACCUGUAAUCUUUGGGAUGGACAGAUAGUAGUUGUUGGCGGCUACGUUGGUCAGGACAUCUCGUGUGAUAGCCCUGGUGUAUAUGUCUUCAAUGCAUCGUCACUUCAAUGGACCAAUUCCUUUACAGCCCUCUCGUCCCCCUCGUCCUCUUCAUCAGACCAAAACUCAGAUAUUAUCAAAGGCUCGACAGGUUAUACCGUCCCUGAUAUCGUACAAUCUGUUAUUGGCGGUUCGGGACUGGGAGGUGCAACGGCGAGUAUACCGGCAGCAGGAUCAGCAACUGCCGGUCCUUUAGCAACGGGGAAACCACCUACGUUCACAGUAACACAAUCCCCAUCCACAAUCACUUCUACUUCUACCCCAACGUCAUCUCCUGACUCGGGCAAAAAGGGACCAAAUAAAGCAGCCAUUAUCGCAGGUGUCAUUGCAGCUGUAUUAGGUAUUCUAGCUGGGUAUCUGGCGUUCUGUACUUGGCUUUAUAGGAGACAGUUAAACCUUUAUAAAGACCAUGUGGCAAUGUCUCAGAGAACGGCUUUUGUGCCUGCCGGUAAAAUGUUUAGGGGAUCAGACGGGUCAAGUCGAGAAGACAGAGGGAUAAUGUUGGGACCGUUUGGAACGGAUAUCAGUGCAGCAGGUGGGGUGCAGACUCCUAGUGUCAGGUCUGAAGGGGGAGGUGUUUCGAGUUCGGGUAAUGAAGGGAGUGGUAGCGGUAGUGGGAAUGAGGAUAGAGGAGGGGGAGGUGGGACGUAUGUGUUUGGAGGCGGUAUCAUGCCGGGAGGGGCAUCUUAUCAGACCAUUGACGAAGAGGAUGAGGGGGUUGUAAUAGGAAGAAGCGAGAGUGUAAGAGCGGGAUGGAGAGGACAUAAAAAGGGAAUGGGGAGUGUAGGUAGUACGGGGAGUAUUACGAGUAGUUUGGAGGAUUUACUGGGGGAUAGAGAACCGAAUUUCUUUAACGUGGUGAUGAAUCCGAGGAGGACUUUGAGGGUUGUCAAUAGUGAUUAGUGUCUGGCUGCCGGAGGGGGGAGUACUGGUCUUCAUUGAUGGAUUGAAUAAGGGUCAGAAGGUUGGGUGUAGAUUGGUGCGGUUGGCGCGUUCUUGUGGGUAGAUUUAUGGAUGGAUAUAUAAGGUCCAGUUUUGUUUUGGUUUGGUUUUAUUUGGCGUACAUGUAUGCAUAAUUGGAUGGGGAUUUUGUAAAUGGGAUCUGGAUUCGGAUUGAUGGAUGGAUGGAUGGAUGGAUGAAUACACGAAUAGGAUAGGAUACCCACA